This is a messenger RNA of Scomber scombrus (Atlantic mackerel), 2337 nucleotides long. Its product is annotated as zinc finger protein 236. The transcript is spliced from 4 exons. Gene Ontology annotation, cellular component: nucleus. The record is from RefSeq and is a predicted model, not a curated record. Lineage: Eukaryota; Metazoa; Chordata; Actinopteri; Scombriformes; Scombridae. Bases 1 to 1782 code for a protein of 593 amino acids.
AUGGAUUCUCAGUUGGCUACAGUCCUGACCAGUGGCAGCCUGGAUGUCCAAAAUGGCAGCCAGUGUACAGAGGGAUCAGGGCCAGUGACAGAGGUUUUUUUGGACCCAAAGGAAAAAACCUCAUCAAGUACUCUAGCAGACUGUGACACAGAGAACCUUCUUUUCAUAGACGACCAAGGAAUCCCAUACACUCUCAGUCCAGAUGGACUCAAAGUGCCGCAAGUCGAGGCUUCCACAUCAGAGGAUCCUCAGUCAGAUCAGGUCUGGAUCAGACAAAGGCUCCAGAAAGUCUUCACAAGUUUGAUUACAAACUCAGAUUCGUCUAAGGCCUCAGAGCCAUGUGUUAAAUCUGUUCAGGAGCCUAACGCUGCACUGUCCCAACCCUCUGGGAUAUCAGUCUCCAGCCAGUCCAUUCAGAUCCUUACAAACCACUCUACUAAUGCCCCGAUUCUGCUUUUAUCCUCCUCCUCUUCCUCUCCUCAGCUCUCCUCUGCUCCGGUGGGUCUCUCGCUUCCUCUUUCUGUCACUCAGACCUUACCUGGUGCUUCCACCCCCGUGUUACUUCUCCUUUCCUCUGUAACCUCUUCCUCUGGUGACUCUGCCUCUACCUCCACUCCUAUUGCUGUCCUUGACCCCACGACUGGUCAGUUGUCCCAGAUCACCACGGACUCAGCCCCAGUCUCCCUUCCUCUGCCCUCUGGUCGGGUCAGCACACUGGGUUCGCCUCUGCCAACGCUGUCUCAGCCUGUCAUAAGACUAAGCCCCAAUAACCCCCCUGUUAUCCUAUCAGGAAUAAAUAAUGUAAACUCCAGCUCUGUUCUCACCUCUCUUGCUGUCCCUUCACCCGCUCCUGCUCUCCACAACAAUCACCUUAACACUUCUGGAGGAGCCCUCAUUCACGCUCAGAUCAACUCUUCCGAUUCAAACCUCGGAAUUGAAGCCAUAUCUGCCGAAGAAGUCUCAAAUGAGAACAACAAGCCAUCAACUUUUACAGCAGCAGCAUCCUCUCCGCACAAACAGUGCGCUGCUAGUUUGACCUAUGACCCCUCAGCUCAGCCCAGCUCAGACGCAGAAGCCCGAUCACCAGCUUCAGAGCCCAAAUUUGACUCCUCUGACCUGCAGUCGGAACAUUUACCUCCGGAGGACCAUAUUUACUACUCCAGCGCUGCUGCUCCUUCCUCUCCUCCUAUCGGAAACAUACUCUCCUCUGGCAAACUUGACCCCCUCGACCCGCUGGAUCCUCUCUCUCCAGCAGCGUCACCCAAUGCCAUGAGCUCCCGCAGGGUGCUGUACUGCCAGCUGUGCCCACGGGUCUUCUUUUACCUCUCUGACCUUGAGCGCCAUGCCAUCACUCACUCACAGAAGAAGCCUCACGUUUGCCAGCAGUGCGGAAAAGCCUUCAAACGCUCCAGCCAUCUGCAGAGACACAAGCACAUCCACACAGGCCAGAGGAACUUUGUGUGCCCCAUAUGCGCCAAACGCUUCAGGGAGGCCGGUGAGCUGCAGCGUCACCAAAGGGUGCACACCGGAGAGAAACCCUACCAGUGCCAACUUUGCCACACGCGCUUUGCAGAGCGCAACACACUACGCCGGCACACCAAACGCAAACACCCAUACCACCAAGUAGCCAUGGAAAUGCUGAGCGAGAGGAGAGACAGAGGAGGUGGCCGAGGAGACGGCGGAGGCGGUGGAUCCACACUGCAGGAAGAGGAAGAGAGUGCCGAAUGGUACAGCUCCACUGUGUCUAAUUUGGAUAACUCGGAGUCUGAAAUGGAAACUUAAGGAGUGAUUCACUAACUUUCAAAGAAGGGAGCACUUGCAAUAUUUAUUUUAAUGUUUUGAUGCAAAUUUAUUUAUGUGAAUGUAUAUUAUUCCCAUUCCAUUUGAUGGGCCAAAAAUACAGCCUUCAAAGUCAUACAUGAUUUUGAAUUAACUUUCCUGUAUGAAAAAAAGUUGCAUAUAUGAAAGGGAGAGCUUGAAAUCCUGUUUUUUAAAAAAUGUGAGUUCAAAAUAUUAACUAUAAUGCUAACAUGUCCCCAUUGAAUUGCAUUCCCACACAAUCCAUGAUAAAACCCUAAAGUGCUCAAAAAGAUAAUUUACUAAAACAAUUCUCUGCUCUAGUUGUAUAUAUGAAGAGCUGCACUUCUGCACUAUCUUAUGUGAAAGAUGUAAUCUAUCUUUCUUACCGUCAGAGACACUGUGAGUCAUUUGCACUUGUUUUACUUUAAUCAAUAUUCACUUUUUUACAUUGUGAAUGAAAAUACUUACUUUGUCUUUUGAUUGCCUGUUGAUUUUAUGUAUUUAAUACAUAAUGUAAGAGUUGACCAAAUGUUUUGA